UUCCUGGGGAAGUUCGCGAACUGUUGCACAGCAACUCGCCUCUCUCAACAUUUCCCGAACCUGUGUGACAGACAUUUUCCAGCUCGUAUGCCAGCUAAGACUCAACACAUUGCGCUCGAACCCUAGAACAAGGUUCUUCGCGAACAAUCAUGUUCGGGAUCAACGAAGAAGAAGCAUACGUGCGAGCGAAGCAGAAUACCGGCCUGGAUGUGGAGCUGUUAUGCAGCAAAUUGGAGGCCUACAAAAGGGAGCAAGAUAUCGUGCAAAUUAGGCGAGGGAAACGCGAUGCUCUGAGAAGUGGUCGUUUCAUGCCUAAGGUCGCAGCAAAGCAAUUCACAGCUACAGCGACACCGCUUCGGCAAGACUCCGUCCGGGACAAGCACACUUCUCCGCGACGGGAAUCCACCUCGGAGCCAGUGACGCGCAGGGGGCCUUUGGACCAAGAUCGUCGCUAUACAGCAAUGUCUUUCGGAGUGCACGACAACCGUGCGAUCGCGGCAAUUGUCGAGGAAAGGAUGGGAGGAAAGGGCAUGGAAAUUAGGAGGCGAGACGAGACUUCAAGGGACCUGUCUGUCAAGCAGCAUGAACCCGUGGGAUCGGCACCACGAAAAACGAAGUCCGUCACAGCACAGCCUCUACGCCACUCUUUAAUCCAACGCACGGAGCUUUGGUCGAAGCCAUUGAUUCCAAGAAGACACUCGUCACGAAAUAUUGGUGCUCAAUCAGAUCAAAGCGUUCUUGACCCGAACGAACGAGACGCCAGCGAGCCGAUAGAGACGAAAGAGUCGUGUACUGGGAUCUAUCGACCCGGAGAUGCCGCCAAACGACGUACCAUGCCCGAAGACAACAAGACAAUAUUUUCACACGAUCACUUCACCAACGACACCUUACAGGACACUCUCUUAUAUCACAGUUUGGAUCACUACUCAAAACCUCCUCUACCCGUCCUCGAAGAGUCCGAGAGAGGCUCUCAGGAUAUACAGCGGCCGAAAUUACUGCCACACGAUCGUCCGGAUUGGUGUCAAAGAUCGCAGAAUGAAAGCUCAUCGCAUCUCUUGCAUAUCUUUUCUCGGUCUCAGAAGAAGGGCGAUGAUGCAUAUGCCGGGAAAAGACAUAGCGAGUUGCCUGUGAGAGGCUUGAGCGAGGCACCCAAAAGGCCUGUAGUAGAAAACGGACAUCUCAUUGCAGAUGCAGUGAAGAUAAUCAAGGAUCAAGAAAGGCUCCGGAAACGACAAAGUGUGGUAGAUUUCUUUCGAAAGUUUUAGAUGUCUGGGCGCUACUGCACAGUUUAAUUGACGCUGAAUGAGUUAUGAGAACCUCGAAUGCCAUGUUGGAAUUAAUUCGUGC
Messenger RNA from Cercospora beticola, 1347 nucleotides. RefSeq lists its product as uncharacterized. The record is from RefSeq and is a predicted model, not a curated record. Lineage: Eukaryota; Fungi; Ascomycota; Dothideomycetes; Mycosphaerellales; Mycosphaerellaceae.